Messenger RNA from Medicago truncatula (barrel medic), 1074 nucleotides. Its product is annotated as early nodulin-93. The transcript has 4 exons. The record is from RefSeq and is a predicted model, not a curated record. Lineage: Eukaryota; Viridiplantae; Streptophyta; Magnoliopsida; Fabales; Fabaceae. The coding region runs from base 307 to 672 and encodes 121 amino acids.
UUAGAAAGAGAAUAAAUUUAAAAGAGAACAAUAAUGAAGGAGAGAGUCUAAGGAAGGAAAGAGACGUUGUAUGACUUCUAAUUAAAUCUAAACUUAUUGUGACACUUCAUAUAAGCUCUGUUAAUAAAAUGGCCAAAUUAAUUAAGGUUUUUAGUUUAGAGACUAUUUUAACAUGUUAAUAAUGCAAGUGAAGUAAUAUAAUACAGUUAACAAUUAUCAAUAUCUUAUACAAACCGAGGCAAGCAAUAAUACAAAUACCAUUCUCAAUAUAUAUCUUAUACAAACUCAAGCAAGUGAGUGAAAGCAAUGGGAAUUCCAUCAGAACUGAGGGACAUGUGGAUUGCCAAUAAAAACACAAGUUUGCAGAUUGCUUCUCCUGCAGAAGAGCAGAAGAUGUUGAGGUCUAGUCAAUGUACAGCUGGUGUGCGUGCUGGAUUCAAGGCAGCCGGCAUCGGAUGCGUGACCAGUACCGGGCCUACUUUGGUUGCAGUUAGGAUGAUUCCAUGGGCAAAGGCAAACCUCAAUUAUACUGCUCAGGCGCUUAUCAUAUCUGCUGUAUCUGUUGCGUCAUUCUUUGUUGCUGCUGACAAAAUUAUCUUGGCUUGUGCAAGAAAACAAUCCCUACUGCUAGAAGAAUCUCUGAAACAAGAAAGAUGUUAUGCAGGCAGUUGAAUAUCUUGGGUUUCACACCCCAUUCCUAUAGCACUGAUAAUCAAUCUUAGUUUUUUUUUUCUCUUUUUAUUUGGUUUUCUCAACAGAAUAAUGUGCAAUGAGUGAUAAUCCCAACCUUGGUCAUGGUGAGCUAAUGAGCUAUUACAAAAGCUUUUCUUCUUUCUGAGACAACCUCUAUCCUCUCAGUGGGAGGUUUUUCGUUCUUGAAUAAUAGAUUUUGUCUUGUAUUCAUUUAGUUCAUAUGAUAAAGUGUGAAAUUGUCUAUCUACCCCUUGAUGCUUAGUAGAUUUUAAAAAUCUUUAUAACUUUGUUGAUGGGAAUAAAUUUCUUUAUGACAAACAUGAAAACAUUUAUUCCCAUCCUCCUUAUUCAUAGUAACAAGUAAGCGUGCUCGUGUCCUUA